AUGGCCGAGCCAGGCGCCCCGGCCGGCCGCGGGGGGGGCACCGCCACCGCCACCGCCACCCGCCCGCGCCGCGGCGCCCGGGGCCGAGCCCGCCGGAGACGGACCCGCAGGGGAGCGGCGCCCGACGACGUGGUGCACGAGACGGACGACGGCGUGCUGCUCGUCAUCCCCAGCGCCGGGGCGCAGGCGGCCGCCGGCAAGAAGAGGCCGGCGCGGGGCCCCCCGGCGAGGAAGAGGAGGCGAGAGGAAGAAAGGGCCCCGGCGGCGGCUCCCGAGAGCCGCGCGGCCCCGGCGAGCUCGGCCGGCGCUGCUCAGAGCUCCUGGGGCGAGCGGCUGCCCGUGGAGCUCCUGGUGCGCAUCUUCGAGCCCGUGGUGGCCCGCGACGGCGCCGUGCCCUUCCUCUGCAGGGCCGCCCGCGUGUGCCGGCUGUGGUACGGCGCAGCCUCCGAGCCGGUGCUUUGGCAGAAGGUCUCGCUGGGCUUCUGCUGGGGGGAGCCGGGCAAGAAGCGCCCGCCGCCGGUGCAGAAGAGGGUCCUGGGCACGGUGCGGUGGCUGGCGGCGAGCAGGUUUUCGCUUCUGCGGGACUUCGUGCUUUGCCGCUGGAAGAGCCACGUGCCCUUCGUGCUCGAGGCGCUGCAGGACUGCUGCCCCCUCCUCGCCUCCCUCAAGCUGUCCCACUGCAGCGGGGUCACCGCGGAGGCCCUCGCCGGCCUGGCCGCCCGCUGCCCCCGCCUCCACAGCCUGAACCUGCAGAACUCCCAGGUGGACGCCUCGGCCGUGGUGACCUUCCUGGAGGUGGGCGGCAGCCGGCUGCGGCAGCUCUGGCUGACCUACAGCUCCCGCCUGAGCGCCAUCGUGGCCGCGCUGGCGAGCGGCUGCUGCCCCGGCCUGCGGCUCCUCGAGGUGAACACGGAGGUCAAGCAGAGCAGCCAGCACUUCCAGGUCCCCGUGGAGCAGCUGCAGGCAGCCUGUCCCCAGCUGCAGGUGCUGCGCCUGCUCAACGUGAUCUGGUCGCCGAAGGCGAGCCCCCGCGCGGCCCCCGCGGGCCCCGGCUUCCCGCAGCUGGAGGAGCUGUGCCUGGCCACCACCUCGUACUCCUUCGUCAGCGACGGCGUGCUGCAGCGCAUCCUGCACGCCUCGGCGCAGCUGCGCGUGCUCGACCUGCGCGGCUGCUCCCGCGUCACGCCCCAGGGGCUGCAGGCGCUGCCCUGCCCCGACCUGGAGCAGCUGCACCUGGGGCUGUACGGCAGCGCGGGGCAGCUGGUGCGGCCGGCGCGGGGCAGCGCGCUGCUCACCGGGAAGUGGCGGCACAGCCUGCGCGAGCUCGACCUGGCCGGCCAGAGCUUCGGCGAGCGCGACCUGGAGCAGGCGCUGGCCGCCUUCGCCCAGGGCCCCGCCGGCGCCGCCCUCCGCUCCCUCAACCUCACCGGCACCAAGGUCACCCUCGGCACCGUCAGCGCCCUCCUCCUCGGCUGCCCGACCCUCACCUACCUCAACCUGUCUUCCUGCCGCUACCUGCCCCGCGGGAUGAAGAAGGCGUACCGGGGCCAAGACGCCCUCCGCCAGUGCUUGCACCGGCUCCUCACGGCCGCCGACGAGCCCUCGGCCCAGGACACGGCGUAGGGAGGCCCGACCCGCCGGCAGCACCCGCCACCGGGAGCCCCGCGGGCCGCGGCAGCAAUAAGGACUCAGGACGCCCCCCUGCCCCGCUCCCCCCGCGUUUUGUAUCCCCCCUCCCCGGUUUUGUAGGGUUUUCCCAGGCGCCGCAGCGCCUGGCGCUAUGCAAUAAAGGGCCGCGGCCUCGGGGCGCC
Molecule: messenger RNA, 1811 nt
Organism: Dromaius novaehollandiae (emu)
Lineage: Eukaryota; Metazoa; Chordata; Aves; Casuariiformes; Dromaiidae
Gene: FBXL6
Product: F-box and leucine rich repeat protein 6
Exons: 9
Coding region: 1-1623 (540 amino acids)
Cellular component (GO): SCF ubiquitin ligase complex
Molecular function (GO): protein binding
Source: RefSeq, a predicted model, not a curated record